AUGCUUUUAUCCGGUUUCAAACAUCUUCCCGCCGAGAAACUGGACAAUCUUCAUGCCAUACACGUGAGUGGUACCAAAGGGAAGGGUUCUACAUGUGCUUUCUCAGAAAGCAUUUUGAGACAUAACGGCCACACUACUGGACUGUAUACAAGUCCACACCUGGUGGAAGUGCGAGAGCGAAUACGCAUCAACGGGAAACCGCUUACGAGAGAGGCAUUUGCGGACCGCUUCUUCGAGGUGUGGGAUCAAUUGCAACAGCAGCAGACGACAGAUUUGGGAAUGCCGUCCUAUUUUCAUUUCCUGACAAUUCUGGCUUUCCACACAUUUCUGGCGGAGAAAGUGGAUGUCGCCAUCAUUGAGUGUGGGGUUGGCGGUUCCUUCGACUCAACCAAUGUCCUUGCGAAGCCGUGGGUAUGUGCUGUGAGCCCGCUGGGGUUAGACCAUACGCAGACACUUGGGGAUACUAUGCAACUCAUCGCCAGGCACAAGGCAGGCAUAUUCAAGCCCAGAGUGCCGGCAGUGUCCAUAUUUCAGUCCGACGAGACUGCCGCGCUUACGCUGCAAGCAUAUGCUAAGCACGUCAAGGCUGUGUAUUCCAUCGCAAACCCUCUCCACGAAUACACAUCCGAAUCUGAGCCGUUGCUGACAUUGGGAUUGGAGGGGACACACCAGCAACAGAAUGCGGCUCUGGCACUGGCGGCAACGGGGCUGUGGCUGCGCAGACACAGAGGGGAGUCAGAGUUGACAGGCGGCUCGCGCUACGGUGAGCGCAUCAAUCCAUACACAUUCAGGGAACCACAGGCAUUUAUUUCACAACAGACGUUGAAGGGCCUGCGCGAUGCCACUUUCCCAGGCAGGUCCAUGACGUACCGGUCACAAGGUGUCACGUACUAUCUGGAUGGUGCGCAUACUUUGGAAAGCAUGCAGUGUGCCGCUGAGUGGAUGCGGUCUCUAGACACGCCUGUGAACUCUAAGCGCUACCUACUGUUCAACUGUAUGAAGCGGGACCCGGUUGAGCUGCUGAAGCCGGUCCUUGACCUGCAUCGGAAACUCGCCUUUGAUGGGGUGCUAUUUUGCCCUAAUAUCACGUACCACACCAAACAGCACGCGGACACAACCAAUCACAACCAACACACAGAGAACCAACUGGCAGCAUCCAAAUUGAACGCGAGCAUAUGGACAGAUCUGUGCAACCAAGCCCAGGUGCUCACGUCCAGUACCCACGGUAAAGUUCGGUCCUUCGAGUCCAUUGAACAAGCGGUGAGAUGGGUGCACUCGCCCGAGGCAAGCGGGGCAUGCCCUGGCACACACACAGAGGACGUGCGCGUGUUUGUAUGUGGAAGCUUGCAUCUGGUUGGGGGUGUCCUGGCGAACGUGGGGUACGGGCAAUGA
Messenger RNA from Sphaeroforma arctica JP610, 1392 nucleotides. RefSeq lists its product as hypothetical. Gene Ontology annotation, biological process: tetrahydrofolylpolyglutamate biosynthetic process. Bases 1 to 1392 code for a protein of 463 amino acids. Gene Ontology annotation, molecular function: ATP binding; tetrahydrofolylpolyglutamate synthase activity. Lineage: Eukaryota; Ichthyosporea; Ichthyophonida. Gene Ontology annotation, cellular component: cytosol; mitochondrion; cytoplasm. The record is from RefSeq and is a predicted model, not a curated record. The transcript is spliced from 9 exons.